This is a messenger RNA of Ochlerotatus camptorhynchus, 9285 nucleotides long. Its product is annotated as adenomatous polyposis coli homolog. Gene Ontology annotation, molecular function: gamma-catenin binding; microtubule binding; beta-catenin binding. Gene Ontology annotation, biological process: cell fate specification; nervous system development; positive regulation of protein catabolic process. The transcript has 7 exons. Gene Ontology annotation, cellular component: beta-catenin destruction complex; catenin complex; cytoplasmic microtubule. Lineage: Eukaryota; Metazoa; Arthropoda; Insecta; Diptera; Culicidae. The coding region runs from base 503 to 7804 and encodes 2433 amino acids. The record is from RefSeq and is a predicted model, not a curated record.
CCGGUGAAAAUCCUGCACUUACUGCAUUUCCAAAGGCCGUCGCCCGCCAGUGUGAAGGUACUAGGCUGCCUGAUGGUUGGGUGGUGAACGGAACUCGAACGAACGGAACAGUUUCAAAAUCGCGUUCGCUCCGCUCGUAUCGUCGGUCGACCGUGCCGUUUGUGUGACGACAAGACGGUUUUUGUGCGUGUGCGCAAGUGUAGCAAAAGAGCAAAGGAAGGAGGAAAAAAUUGAUCUUGUCAAAAACUAGUGCUGAAAGGAAAGGAAGCAGCUUAAAGAACGACUGUUCCAUCGACUGUGACUUGAAUAUGGUGGAAAAUAACAGCCGUUGAAAAAGUGAUUGUAAACGAAAUUUGGAAACCGGAGGAUUAUGCUGUGGCUGAAUCCCGGAUUGCAGUAAAAUCGGGAAAAUGCAUAUAAUUUUCUCUGACUGUGCAGCAGUUCAUCAUCAUCAUCAUCAUCACCAUCAUCAGCGUGUCGCAGUUUCAUCACCCUUAUCGCAAUGCAAUCAACAGCAGCAACAGUCUCCGACGACGAUCUAAAGUACCCGAGCAGUGCCAGUGCCCUCUCGCCGCCGGAUUCGUCUCUGGACGAUUUGGAAGCAGAGUACGAAGACCUGGUGGACGGGAUGGAUUCCGCCGAGGCGGCAGGCGUGGUUAAGAAGCCACACUUUUUGGACUAUGACAAUAAACCGCCGGCUGGCUUGGAGGAUCAGGUCGUGUUCGUCGGUCAGCCGAGGCGGGUGGCGAAUGGACGGAUGGAUGAAAGAAAGGAGGAUCCUAUUUCGCAGAGUGUAGUGGAGGAAGGCAGCGGAGGGAUAGAAUUGAAGGAAAUUGGCGGAAGAGGUACUUGGCCGGCGGCCACUGGAUCCGGUCAGAGCGGUGCAAAGUACGCUGGAAGACAGAACCAUUCGAUGUACAACGAUGUGUCGGAGAUUUGUCCAAAGAUGGAAUGCGUUUACUCGCUUCUGUCGAUGCUGGGAUCGACCAAUUCCUUGGAAAUGUCCACUAAAUUCAUGGAGCUUUCCAGAAACAGAGAAACGUGCAGUGCAUUGCGUCGUUCCGGGUGCAUCCCGCUGCUGGUGCAGAUAAUCCACAAUGACCCGAAUGAGACGGCUCGGAAGAAUGCCAGACAGGCACUGAACAAUGUGAUUUGUUGCCACCCGGAUGAUAAAGCCGGACGAAGGGAAGUACGGGUUCUGAAGUUGAUUGAGCAGCUUAUAGAGUACUCGGAUCUGCUACGGGACUAUACGGAGGAAAGUCCUCCGGAGGUACGAGACAUCAUAGAAGACCCGGAAAAGCACCCAAUUCAAUCGAUCACCACCUUGAUGAAGAUCAGUUUCGAUGAAGAACAUCGACACGCCAUGUGCCAGCUGGGAGCCCUACAGACCAUCUCCACCCUAAUCCAGCUGGACCACGCAGUCCACGGCGCUAAUCCAAGUGCCCCCAAGUGCAUCACAAUGCGUCGCUACGCCGGAAUGAUUCUCACCAAUCUAACCUUCGGCGAUGGCAACAACAAAUCGCUGCUCUGCUCGAACAAGAACUUCAUGCGAGCGCUGGUAGCCCAGAUUCAAUCGAACAGUGACGAGCUGGUUCAGGUUACGGCUUCUGUUUUGCGGAAUCUCUCCUGGCGAGCGGACAGUGUCAUCAAGCAGACCCUCAGCGAGAUUGGGACGGUCAAAAUCCUGACCCGAGCGGCCAUGGUUUGCACUAUCGAGAAUACCCUGAAAGCGAUCCUGUCCGCGCUGUGGAAUCUCUCCAAUCACUGUCCCCCGAACAGAUCCGAGUUCUGCGAAGUGGAAGGCGCACUCGAGUUUCUCAUCGACAUGCUGACGUACGAAGCCCCCAGUAAGACGAUGAGCGUGAUCGAAAAUGCCGGAGGCAUCCUCCGGAACAUCUCAUCACACAUUGCCCUCCGGGAGGACUACCGGCGCAUCCUACGGAAGAAGAACUGCCUGAAAAUCCUGCUGGAACAGCUGAAGAGUCCCAGUCUGACCGUCGUUAGCAACGCUUGUGGAACGCUGGGAAACCUUUCCGGGGACAAUUACGAAGACCAGAAGUUCCUCCGGGAGAACGGUGCCAUUCCGAUGUUGAGGUCGUUGAUCUACAGCAAACACAAGAUGAUUUCGAAUGGAAGUAGCAUGGCGUUGAAGAAUUUGCUGAAGCCACCGGCGUCUUCGAUGAUGGCCGGCGGUGGUUCACCGGCUUCGAUUGCUAUCGCUAGACCCAGCGGAGUGGAAAGCAGGGAGCUACCGAGCUUGAACGUCCGCAAGAAGAAGGCACUGGAGCAGGAACUGGAGGAGAAGUUCCUCCCGAAAGGCUUGAGGGAAGAGAAGGACAUCUGCACCAGUCGAAUAUCGCCGGAGGAAGAGCAAGAAGCUGAAGACGAGGAGGAAGUCAGUCACGCCGACGUUCACAUCCGACUGGUGCCAGAGCACCAAAACCAAGAGGAAGAGACGGAGAAACCAGUCAACUAUAGUCUGAAAGAAGAGGAAGCCUAUCAGGACUACCAAGAAACCGAUAUCGAUCAGAUAACGGACUACUCGUUGCGCUACGCCGAGAACCAAUCGGAGGAGUCGGACGAGGAGAAGGCGGAAAACUACCGUCGAUCGAAUCCGCCCGGAAGCGGGAUCUGCGAGAUGGCCGAGGAUACGGUCAAGUGCUACUACACGGAAGGAACGCCGCAGAUCAUCUCAAGCGCGACGUCGAUGAGUGACCUGCGGGUGCAGCUGGUCGGUGGAGGCAGUGGUCAGGCUUCGGUGGCAUCGCCGAAGAGUGCCGUCACCAAGUCGGAUCCGAUUCCGAUUCGUGGUGGAGGUGUCGGAAGCGGCGGCAGUGGUGGUGGAGGUGGUGGAGGCGGUGGCGACGGUGGCGGCGGCAGUGGUAGUGGUGCGGGAAGCCGAGGCAGCGGUGGCGGUCGAUCGGUUUCGAAGGUGCUUGGCGAUACGGGAUGCAACACACCGGACAAGCCGUUCAACUACUGCGAGGAAGGAACGCCGGACUUUAGCCGGGAUGCGUCGCUGAAUGUGAUGGAUCUGAACGUUGAGAGGGACUCCAAACUCUCCGGCAAGCACGCCCCGGAGGCGGAACCCUCGGACCAACCGGUGACUCCGGCCACCCCGGGCGGCACCCACGCCAGCAAGCAGGUAUCGUUCCUGAACACGGCCGAGGAAACGCCGCUGAUGUUCUCCCGCACCAGCUCGAUGGGAUCGCUCUCGAGUGCCGAGCCCAUCUGUACGGCCGACGACAAGAGUUCCAUCAUCAGCGAGUUCAGUCGGUUCGCGUCCGGUGUCAUCUCCCCGUCCGAACUGCCCGACUCGCCGACCCAGAGUAUGCCACAUUCGCCGCGACGAACGGGAAUGAUGGCCAAGGCGGCCGGAGUGGGGGCGGAGAAGAAGGACCACGCGGUUGGACCUCCGGUGCAACCGAAGAGUGCAUUCGAGGACACGGUCAGCAAGUUCGAUGUGGAGAAUACACCGGCUGUGUUCUCCUGUGCGACCAGUUUGAGUAAUCUCAGUAUCGACGAUAAGGAGGACGAGGAAUCGAAGUUGGUGGUGGCUGGAGGGUCAGCGAAAGUGGGGCCACCGGUUCUACCGAUACCGGAAGCCAGUGCUUCCGAGGAUGGAGAGUCGGAUCGCGACGAUGACUUUCUGCUAGAGUCGUGUAUCAAUAUGGGCAUGAAUGUGAUGGCUAGAAGCGCAGAGGAUAAGAAAAAGAAGAUAGAGGAAGAGAUUGUGGUUCCACCGCCGCAGGAGCAGGAAGACCUGCUGCAGCGAUACUGUACAGAGGAUACGCCAGCGAGGCUGUCCGAAGUGAACAGCAACUGUAAUUUGAGUGUUUUGUCGAUGGAUUCCCGGAAUGGGCAUGAGUCGGAUGAGAGUUCCACGGUUUCGGCGGAGCAGAAUGACCGGCUAGUAGAGGAGUGCAUCCGGAGUGGAAUGCCAAAGCCGAAGAAUGUGGAUGCGAUGGGAUUCAUGAGAAAGGUCAACGGUAUGCCGCUAAUGGGAGUUCAGAAGGAGAAUCCCAUGAACAUGAUGCGCAACCCAACCCACUUGGGGCCUCUAUAUGCUAACGAUGAGGUUAACAAUUUCUACGUGGAGGACAGUCCUUGUGCCCAUUCGACGAUUUCGGCACUGUCGGAUUUGACAGUGGCUUCCGAGGCGCCGAAUGGAGUGAAGAAUGUCUACAAGAUUUCUUCGUUGAAGGGGAAGCAACCCCAUUCUCAGGAACAGGGAACCCCUUUCGCACAGGCUCAUGCGGCCAAUGGAUCCCUGAGUUCCCUAUCGGUGGAAUCGGAUAACGAUGACCACCUGUUGGAUGAAGCGAUCGCCGCCGGAAUCGGUUCCAACAGAGCCAAAACUAGUCAAUCAACGUUCCGAGCUGUGGAGAAUCCACUUCCACCGGUGAAUCGAAUGACUGUAGCCGCAGCGGAUGCCAAUGAUUCCUUGGAUUCUAUCGAUUCGGUGGAUUCAAACGAUCCACAGAGUAAUUCUCUUCUGGAUCAGUGCAUCGAAAACGGUAUGAAGAAGCUGACGGAGAAGCACGCUGAGCCAGGAUUUGAGCUUCGGGCCGGAAUGAACUACGGUCAGUCGGGACCGCGUCCUCCAGCGGCGGCACCGGACGAGAGCAUUCCGGACUCGGAGCGGGACUACGAACUGUUGAUGGAAUGCAUCCAGAAUGGCAUGCCAAAGGCAAAGAACAGUCAGCUGGUGAUGGAUCUCACGCGGAAUCUACAGCGUUUGGCCAUUUCCGGUGCUGCUGCGUCCUCCAGCAACAACCAGUCGUCGAAUCCAAAAAACGUGGACACUACGCCUGUGGUUACGAAGGAUGUCGGUGCCACCAACGUAAUGUCAGCAGGCGUAGUAGCAGCAGUAGAAACAACCACGGCCAGCGGAAGCAGCAACAUCAGCGUCACCGGUAUCAUCAACAACAACAGCAUCAGCAACAGCAGCACCAGCACCUCCAUCAUCACCCAUCAGUCAUCCAUCAUUACCCGUACCACACCAGUCACCAGCAGUUCCAUCCCCACCAUCACCACAAGAAGCGCGGAACUACCGGUUCCACAACCACAGCAACAACGGCGGCAAUCGCAACCGGAAACGCAGGAGCACCAGCAGGAGCAGUCAUCACGGCAGCGUCGUCAGCCCCUGCUAGCUUCUUCCAUCACCACCAGCAGCAGCAGCACGAUGGGUCAGAGUGGAUUUGAGAGUUUGAUGGAGCGGUCGAACGAGUUCCCGGCUUCCUCCGCCCUGGUGGGUCUCAUGAGCUCGUCGUCCGUUGGUUGCAACAGUGAGAUGCAGAUGUCCAACGAAUUCAUGGUGGAAUUUGCUCCGACCAACAACAAGCACAAGGAUCCGGAUUUGAUGCUUAAAUCGGUCGAGCGGCUCACACAGGAACUGGUUUCCACUGCGGAAUAUCUGAGGACGGUUUCGUCCAGCGGUGGUGACAAGGUGGAGAAUAACACCUGGGAUGAUGACGUAACUAGUGCGAAUGAUGUGUCGUUUCCUAGUUUAAGUGUUCAGGCUCCGAAGAUUCAGCAUUUCUGCGAUGAUGACGACACGGCGACGAUCAGCGAGGAGGUUGACUCUAAAGCCCUGGAUGCUUUGGAGGAACAAACUCCGAUGAACGAGCACCGAUCGCUGCCCGGUUACGGUAGCAACGAAGACCUGUCCAAGGAUGAAAUUCACUUCCAGCUGGGCGGUGAAGUGAAACACCCGAUGGUCGGUGGUCAUUUUACACACGGUUCCGACGGUCUCUCGUUCAGUACCGUUUCGACGCUAACCAACUCGACCAUCAUCGCUAUGGAAGCCACCAAAGUCGCCAACAAUCUGCAGAACCUAGCGAUCGUCGAGAGUGCAGAAUUUGAUCUGAGCAAGAUCCAUCCGCCGUUCGGAUCGGACAGUAUUCUGAUUUCGGACUGCUCGGAUUCGGAGAUGACAUUCCGGAACGAAUCUCGUAAGAUUACUCUACCAAGUGGAUUGGUAGCAAAGCGAGCCCUCGGGCAUACGUUCAACGAUAGUUUGAACUCGUUGCACAACCUGGACAGCAUCGGACCGCCUUCCAUCAUGGAUGAACUGAUGGAUUCGAUGAUCAGUGUGGCCAGUAUUACGUCGGAGAUUGUAGAUGUGGACAGUGGUCAUGCGGGAGCUUCGGAUCCAUACAUAAGCUCCGGAAAUUCCAGCUUGACGCUAAAUUCGAGUCUGGAGAAUUUGAUCAAGUUUUCUCCGACGAUGAAUGCCGGUGGGAAGAGUACUCCCAUUAGUCCGAAGAAGGCCGAGCGGCGGCAGGCGAUGAAGGAUCGCUACAAGACGUACACCAUUCCGAAGCCGGAGCCGGUGGAUUUGAAUCAGACUGCUGAGGAUGUGGUUACGAGGGAGGCGAGAGAAUCGCCAGAUGUGAAGACCCCAACGCCUAGCAACCCAUCGACCCCGUCACCGAAGAAGUCCUCCAAAGAACGUCGCCAGGAGAACAAAUCCCGAUAUGAAACGCAGGUCAUCUCCACCAGUAUCCUACCAUUUGCUGAUCGAUUCGCCAACGGAGACCCGGAUUCUCCCCGAACUCCGAGGGCCACAAUCAUUGCGAAACCGGUGGCCUUCUCUCCCCUCGUUUUGCACUCCCCUGCGCCAAUGUCCUUGGAACGGGUUCUGUCUCCGGAACCGGUGGAAACCGGAGCAGAUGAUGAUGAUGAUCCUGUGACCUAUACCAUCCAGGAAGCUCAACGAAGGAAAUCUCUGGAGCAGAAGCUUCCGAAUAUCCCAGCACAUGAAGCACCCACUCAGCUCAAAACUCCCCUCUCCAGCCCUAGCAAGGUGCCAACUCCAAUCAAGACUGUUGUCAGCAAGAUCAGUACCACUCCGGCAUCUGCUCCCGAAGUGGUGAAAACCGUUCGCGGUACGAAGAAACCUCCUUACGUGUCGCCCUAUCGUAAGUCGGUAAGCUCCGCACCGGCAGUCAUUACUCGAACUCCGGCUGGUGCCAAGAAAGAACUGCAAGUUGUUCCAAAGCUACGAACUCAAAGUUCCCUAGUGGAAGCUUCAAAGACACGGCCACAGCCUCUCAAGGCUCGAUCCAGUAUUGGCAUGAAGCGGAACUCGUUGGAGAUGAAUGGAAAUGGUUCGGUUCGAAGCAGUAGUAGCAGCAGCAGUUCGGACGUUCCCAAGCUUCACAGCAGACAGCCGUCUUGUGGAGCAAUUGGGGGUUCCAGGGCUAAGGUCCCAGUGGCUCCGCCAUCGCCACCGCCCCCUCUCAUCCGCCAGGGAACGUUCACUAAGGAUGAACCAACGAACCCGGAAGUUCCGGUCGUAACGUCCGCUCCGUCUACCCCGGCGAAAACCCUUCGCAAAUCGGGCUCCAUGAUCCCGAGCUCGGCUUCCUCCUCCCGACUGACCACCAUCGCCAAGUCGCGCAUCGUUCUUCACAAGAGCAUUAGUAUGGAUGCCAGCAAGACCACUCCCAGCACCCCGACGGCGGUUGCUCCAUCCGGCGAGAGCACACCCCUCAGCAGCCGGUAUCGACUGACUUCGGCACGGACCUCGCUGAUCGACUAUAAGAAACCAUCGACCGGUAUCAGCCGGUUGAGCACUCCGAUCAGUUCAAACUCUUCCAGCGAACAGUCGGUGGUGGUGACCACUCCGACCAGUCCGGGAUCGAUGAUUCCGAUGCGCCGGAAGAGUGGCAUAGCGUUGCCCAAGAGGACCAACCUGACGAUGAAGUCGAAUCCGGAUGUGCUGAAGGGCAAGCUGGACGGAGUGCGGAAUGCGUUUGUGAGAACGGCCGCUUCCGCGGUGAAAACCGGAACGCGGUGAAUCCGCUAGGGGUGGUUGACUGACAUUAGUUGGGAGCGACGGCACUGUUAACUUUUCGGGAGAAGAGGAGUUGCUUCCUGUUUGCCGCGGUGAUUUUUUGAGAUUUCAAAACAAAAAUUUGUUGGUGCAAUUUGCCGAGGCCGAGCCGCUAUUGUAUGAAUUCCUUAUUUUUCAAAAAACCAUCGAACGACGCACAGUGCAGAUUUCGUGAGUAUUUUUCUUUAUUUACAAAACCAUUCAAACAAAGUUUGAUGACCACCGUUGUCGGAGAAACCAACAGAAACACCCAGAACAACGACAGAGAGCAAUACGGCAAUUUGCUCAAUUUUUUUGUUUUAGUUACCUUUUAGUUUUAUCUGAUUUUAAAUUGUAAAAGCGAACCGGCGCAAACAGGAAUCCGCGGCAUCCCAAAAAUCGAACGAAAACAAAAAAAAAGAUUUCUUCCCUUCUCACCUAGCAGUUGGGUGUGGCGAAACAUUAAAGACUACUUAAAUAUGCAAAUGGAAGAUGAAUGUCCGCGAUGUUGCUUUCCCUCGAAUCGAUUGUAUUGUAUAAACAAAAAUUUUAAAUCAUAUAUGAAAAAAAAACAAAUUGUUCUAGUCCCAAAGCGUCACCGACAUCGAGAUAUAACCAAGCUUGACCUGACCCGAUCCUCAUAUUGGUAGACUGGUCUUUCGUGGUGGUAGAAGUUAAGCUUAGUAGAGAGACACACGCGAUUAUUAUCUAGCUAAGUUCCGUAUGUUUUAAACAAUAUACACAUUUGUCGCAAAUUUGCCAGUAACAAACAGAAACAAAAGUAGUCGCGUUGAACGUAAACAGUUGUAUUCAAUUGCUUGAAGAAGAAAAAAAAAACCGAAUACCCUGAAACCAAUAGUUCAUAUGAUAAACAACCAGAACCUAGAGAAUGGUGUGUAAAAGCAUUUACGGGGCAUAUUUACUCGAUUUCAAACACAGACUCGCUCGCUACUAUUAUUAUUAUUAUUAUUACGAUUAUUGCUACUAUGAUAAUUAUUACCGCUAUUAUUGGAAACAUUGCUGCUUACUAUUUGCUACCAAGAUUUUUUACGGUUGUCGAAGUACUGAAAUAUGAUCUUUUUUCGUUUAGAUGUUCUUAUGUUUCGUUCGUUUUAAAUGUUCGUUUCCGUUUUUUUUUUAAAUGUUUCACAAUUUUAGCGAAACAAAUUUUAAGUUCUGUCGAGAUUUUCGGUUUUAUGUUUUAGCAGAUUCCGGUUAGGAAGCAUAUCAAAACAGGUGAAAUUUGAAUCAAAAGAAAAUGUUAUAACGGUUCCCUUCCGGACACAGGCACACACACACACACAUACAAGUUGUGUAGUAGAUUGUAGAAAUUUUGUUCUGCCUAUUUAUUCCCUACACUUUUCUUGAAGCAACCUUGAAAUUGUACCAGAAAUUCGAUUGAUAUAUGAAUAAUAACAAUAUCUAUGAAUAUACGAUUAGUAUUCAGCUGUAAAAAGUUGCAAAAU